AUGGACGACGUAUCUCACACGACCUGCUACAUCUUCAAACCUACCAAUCAAGACACCCAAGAGAUCGAUCCGAGGCCGCAGAAGAGGCGGAAGUUGAGUAAAGUCCCCCCGAAGGAUGCUCAAGAAGAGUACUCGUGGCCGCGAGUGCUGGGUGGACAAGAAUCUCCGGAUGAUGCCGGCCUGCGAAGAAGCCAGUUCGAAACAGUAUGGGCCGAACAGCAGAAAAAGAUCCAGAGGAUCGUGGAUGUGGUUGAUGAAGGAUUUGUUGGUCCUGUCAUGAGAUUUGCGCAUUCCCAGAAUGCAGACAACCUUCGCACACACAAGAGACUCAAGACGGCGUUGCUUGCCUUGGGCCCAAACACGAAUCACCACCACGACCUUCAUGAGAGGUGGAAAAGCACGAUGCGAGGAGACACAUCCAGAGAACCGGAAGUACUGGUCACUCUGCAGCCAGCUCACUGCCCAAACAUUCAGACGGCAUUGAAAAACGUGGUUCGAUCCGCGAUUUCUGGUCACCAAGGAGCUGAGAAGUAUACCGAGUUCCUCAACGAGCACAAACUCCUGAUCCCGAUGAACUUCGACCUGGAAUUACUUCAGCGGUACGUCCUACGUUAUCACAUCGAGCGAGUGGUGAUAUCCAUCAUGGACGUCGAAGGUUUCGACACGUCCAUCUUUGCGGAACUGGUCUCGACCUUUCACUCGUGGUCGGACAGGAUUCCAAUCAUUCUUUUUGUUGGGAUAUCGACUACUGUGGAACUCUUCGAGUCUCGGUUAUCUAGACAGACGGUUUCAAUGCUCGACGCCGAAAUCUUUGCGACGAGUCCGGAUUUCAAUCUGGAGGAUCGCCUGUUUGACUUGUACGAGGCCAUUCAGCAUGAUCAGACCGCAGAAGUGUUUCUCGGUCCAUCAGUCGUCAACGAGCUGGCCACUUUGGCGGAAGACCAAGGCACCACCCCGGCGACAUUUGCUCGUGCCAUCAAGUAUGCUCACAUGUCUCAUUUCUUCGCGAAUCCCCUCUCGAGAUUGUCCACCGAGGCCACUACGAAAUCGCCAUGGAGCCCGGUACUGUGCCAGGCCAUUCGCAACCUCGCCAGCUUCAGGUCUCACUGCGAAGCGCUGGCAAAAGGCAACAAGACCGAGCGGGAGACCGUGCGCCGCCUGCUUGUGUCUGACGACGAACUUCAGAGGGUCGUUGUCGAAGCGAUCGAGUCGGGGAAACGAAUCAUGCGUUCAGGCCUGUCCGCCGUCUCCACUCUGAGGUACAUAUACCACUGCACGCUCAAAUUGGAGUCGUACAGUCGCUGGGAGAGCGAGACCCAUCUCCUGCAAUCCCUACCAGACCUGACACAAUCGGAGAUUUUCGAGGCCAUUGAAGACGACCUCCAAAAUCUUUCGUCUGAGGUGUCAGCCACACAACUGCUUAAAGGCUCCGUCCCAGAACUGCGGGAUCUACACGACUACCAGCGGUCUUGCGUAGAACCAGAGGCAGAGACGGGGACAGAUGCGAGCCCCUCGGAAGCCGAAAAGUUCAUCAGCCUCCUACGCCGAUACCUCGAGAGCCGCACAUCGUCCUCUUCCCCCGAACACCAUCUCAUCAGUCCCUUCCGCCACUUCAUGGCCGAGGCGUACACCAUGGCGCAAAAGUCCCCUCUCGCGCAGACCAUGCAUCCGCGUCCGCGGUACUGCCUCGAACGCGCCCUGACUCGACCGGCAGACUAUCUCGGAUGCUCAUGCUGUACGCCUCGGGGUUCAGGCGAAGCACACGCCGCCACUAGGGGUGACGUGCCAGACAAGGCCAACCUCCCGCCCACGAGCCUGUUGCUGAACAUGCUCAACGAAGCCGGCACGGUGGUCAACGUGCGGGACCUGUGGGACGCGUUCCGCGACACGCUCUCACACGGCACGGAAUCGGCUUCGCCAGACGCAGACAGAGAUGGACUUGACGAUGAUAAUGACGACAAUGACGAUGACGAAGUCGGUGGCGACGACAAGAGCAACGACGAGAGACGGACUCUAGCCCUGUUCUACCGCGCCCUAGCCGACCUGCGGUACCUGGGACUGAUCCGGCAAAGCAAGCGCAAGCCCGGGGUAGAAUGCAUUGCGAAGACGGCAUGGAUGGGACUUUGA
Molecule: messenger RNA, 2127 nt
Organism: Fonsecaea pedrosoi CBS 271.37
Lineage: Eukaryota; Fungi; Ascomycota; Eurotiomycetes; Chaetothyriales; Herpotrichiellaceae
Exons: 2
Coding region: 1-2127 (708 amino acids)
Biological process (GO): DNA replication initiation; DNA replication
Cellular component (GO): DNA replication preinitiation complex; nuclear pre-replicative complex; nuclear origin of replication recognition complex
Molecular function (GO): DNA replication origin binding
Source: RefSeq, a predicted model, not a curated record